Protobothrops mucrosquamatus (brown spotted pit viper) is the source of this 986-nucleotide messenger RNA. RefSeq names its product potassium channel tetramerization domain containing 7 (gene KCTD7). The record is from RefSeq and is a predicted model, not a curated record. Gene Ontology annotation, molecular function: protein binding. Gene Ontology annotation, biological process: protein homooligomerization. Bases 3 to 872 code for a protein of 289 amino acids. Lineage: Eukaryota; Metazoa; Chordata; Lepidosauria; Squamata; Viperidae. The transcript has 4 exons.
GGAUGGUUGUAGUCACGGGACAGACCAAAGCUUGUGGACACCUGGGCGAUGCCAUGUCGAGCUCAGAUGCAGAGGAUGAUUUUCAAGAGCCUGCCACUCCAACAGCAACCCAGCCAGAGCACUCGCUGCCCCUGCUUCCUCAGCAGUUUCCUGAAGUAGUUCCACUAAAUGUUGGAGGCACCCAUUUCAUGACCAGGCUAUCAACACUGAGACGUCAUGAAGAUACCAUGUUGUCAGCCAUGUUCAGUGGCCGGCAUUACAUCCCAACAGAUGCUGAGGGCAGAUAUUUUAUUGACAGAGAUGGAGCAUAUUUUGGGGAUGUGCUUAAUUUUCUACGAUCUGGUGACUUACCUCCAAGAGAACGAGUGAGGUCUGUUUACAAGGAAGCUCAGUAUUAUUCCAUAGGACCCUUGCUAGACAGUCUAGAAGAGCUCCAGCCCCUGAAAGGAGAGAAAGUGCGGCAGGCUUUCCUGGGCUUAAUGCCCUAUUACAAAGAGCACUUAGAGCGAAUCAUUGAAAUAGCUAAGCUGCGGGCAAUGCAAAGGAAAGCACGCUUUGCUAAGCUAAAGAUCUGUGUCUUCAAAGAAGAGAUGCCCAUCACACCCUACGAGUGCCCACUUUUCAACUCCCUCCGUUUUGAGAGGAGUGAAGGGGAGGCCAAGCUUUUUGAGCACCAUUGUGAGGUGGAUGUAUCCUUUGGGCCCUGGGAAGCCGUGGCAGAUGUGUAUGACCUCCUCCAUUGCAUUGUGACGGACCUUUCCAACAGGGGCAUCACAGUUGACCACCAAUGUAUUGGGGUGUGUGACAAACACUUGAUUAACCAUUACUAUUGCAAGCGCCCAAUCUAUGAAUUCAAGAUAACAUGGUGGUAGGCCCUUAGCACAAGGAGCAUGAAAGAGAGCAAGCUGGUGUGUAAACCUUCUUUAUGUAUUACUGGUCUGAGUUCUGUGAACUGUGGUAUUACUGAUAUGUGUUGGAAUCUGUCU